Molecule: messenger RNA, 2593 nt
Organism: Halteromyces radiatus
Lineage: Eukaryota; Fungi; Mucoromycota; Mucoromycetes; Mucorales; Cunninghamellaceae
Product: oligomeric golgi complex component, COG2-domain-containing protein
Exons: 15
Coding region: 1-2484 (827 amino acids)
Biological process (GO): protein transport; Golgi organization; intra-Golgi vesicle-mediated transport
Cellular component (GO): COG complex; membrane
Source: RefSeq, a predicted model, not a curated record
AUGGUGCCGUUACAUGUGACAAUCCUGAUUAUUUUGAACGAAAGUAUGAAUGCAGCCACAAAUAGGAUUAUGAUUGGUAUUGAACAACAACUGAUCACUGGUUUUUCACCUGCACCCUUCCGAUGCUCUUGCACUUUGAUUGAUGAAGGUAGAAACAACAACAAAAUGUCUGCUUACUUUGACGCUGUCAUCAUGUUCAGUUUUGGCGAUGAAGAUGACGACGACACUUUUAUUCAGUCUAUUCAACCAUUACCGAAACAAACAAUAGAACGAGAUAUCUUUACCGCUGAAGAAUUUGAUCCUGAUCGGUUUCUAUCCAGUCGUCGACAUUUAGGAUUGGAACGCUUAAAAAUGGAAUUGAAUAGUCAUCUCAAGUCUUUGAAAACAGAACUAGUAGACUUGAUCAACCGUGAUUAUCAAGAUUUUAUUAAUUUAUCAACCAAUUUGAAAGGUGUCGACAAAGCUAUUGAAAACCUACAGCCACCUCUUGUACGGAUGGAAGUCGAAGUCAAGGGUGUACGAUCUCAUUUCCAGCAUGUCAUGGACGAUCUUGAAAAACAAUUGGAACAUCGUGCACGAGUACGAGAAAAGAAGACUUGUUUGAAAUUAUUACUGAAUAUUCAUGAAUCAGUCUCCAAAGUUGAAGACUUGCUACAAAUCAACGCGGAUAUUUCCAAGGACAAGGCUGGAACUGGUCUUACUAUGGCAACUACUUUGACAGAUGGAACAACUGUUGCAGAAGAAACUGAAGAUAGUUUGGGAAAGCAAAUAGAUCGAGUGGCAGUAGAGUUCAAUCAAAUGCAACAUCUGGUUAAUCGUGGAAAACAUCUAUCUUUUGUGAUCGAAAAUGAAUGGAGAAUCACGCGAAUUAAGGAUACUUUACAACAAAAGCUUUCAAAAGCAUUAUCAAUGACCAUCAAUAAUAUGCUACAUGGACAAAUCGAUAGAUCAACACGCCAAGCAUUAACUCAGUGUUUACGAACUUACGCACUUGUGGAUCAAACCCAUGUGGCCGAAAGUAUUAUACGUGAAGAAUUCAUUCGCCCUUUUUUGGACAAAACAAUUACUCGCCAAGCUAUAGAAUCUCCCCGAUUGAACAACAAUGGAUCAUCAUCAACAUUGUCAGCACAAGAUCUUUCUCAACCUCUCGUCAUCAUGUAUAACAAAAUCCUAUCUUUUGCCAGCAAUGAUUUACGACCUAUUUUGGAUAUCAGUCAACGCACUUUGAAAGGAACAAAUUAUGAGAUCUUGGUUAAUUCUCUUUGGGUACAAGUAGUAGAACAUAUUCAUAAGCGAUGUUCAACAAUUUAUGCUGCUGGUCAAACGGAUGCAUGUCAUAGGAACUACACCUCUUCCAUUCAAUUCAUUUCUGGUUUAGAAAACUUAUUUAUCAGCAAGAAAUCACUUCUCUACUUCAGAAAUCAUCCCAGCUAUACUCUUUUCAUGAAACGAUGGCAACUUCCUGUUUACUUUCAACUUCGAUUUAGGGAAAUCGUCACCGAUGUGGAAGAACACUUAGUGGAUUCCAAAAAAGGUUUGGCUUUAGAUACAUCAAAAUCCCCUACAAAUAAAACCAAUUUGGUUCUACCGGGUACCAAGGCGAUUGCGCAAGCCAUUGAAAAAUGUUGGGCAGACAAUGUGUUCCUAUAUUUACUUUGUCGAUACAAUCUUUGGGCUACUCAAGUCAUUGAGCAAACUUUUAACAAGCAAGAUGAUCGUAAUGAUGGUGAACAGCGAACUUCAUCCUCUCUUGGUAGUAGUCCUACCACUAGUGGCGACCUGAUCAAACCCUUUGAUGAAACAUUGGUGAUUGUUUUAUCCAAUGAUAUCGAAAAUCUUGUUAGUGUUAUGAAGACUCUGACUAGCGAUAUGAUAUUUCCCAAACUACCAAACGAUAUUCAAGAUAUUUCUCUUCUCAAAGAGAGUAUGGACGAACUUUUACAAACAUUGGAAACAUCGACAAUUCAAGAUUUAGAUCGGCGUAUCACUGGAGCAAUCAGUCGACGAUGCAUGGAAUCUCUACAACUUGUCAAAGGGAUCAUCAGUCAUUACCGACAUACGAACAAAGCACCACCGACAGAACCUUCGUAUUUUAUACCCCAUCUAUUCAAACCAUUUGUGACUUUUGUGGAACGUAAUCGACCAUGGAUUCAACAUACCAAUAAGCAAAAAACAUGGGCAGCUAUUGUAAUUGAUAUGGUGAUUUUUAGAUAUACUUUGAUCAUUAGUGAAUUACUUGCGAUUUUGAAAAAACAAGAUGAUGCUUUGAAGAAAAUCAAAUGGGGCAAAAAAACUGGGUUGACAAAACCAUCAGAAGAUACAUUGACAGAUAGUGAAAAAAUUCAAUUACAAUUUGCUUUGGAUGUACGCCAAAUUGGAAAAGAGUUGGACAAGAUGGAUGUGGAGAAUCAUCGACCUGAAUGUUAUAUCAAGUUAUGUCAAGUGGUGGAACCUUUUGAACAUUUGAUAUCAAGCCCAGUAUAGUACAAUGGUUGGAUUAGAAUACAUAAUUGACAAUAAUAAAUAAAAAAAAAAUAAGUAGAAACAGGACAGUUUCUGUGUUGAUUUAUUUGUAAUAAUAUAAAAAAAAAAU